AAAAAAAAAACCCAAAAACUAAAUAGGCAAAGGUCUUCCUCCAUCAAAUCCCAAUUAAAUUAUGAUCUCCAUUUCCCACCGUUUUUCUGUUCUUUUCGACAAAUUUUCUUUCUUUUUUUCAAUUUAAAACAAGAAUUGUAUCCAUGAACACUACGGGUUCAAUCGCGGAUGAAUUGGAUCCAGAAUACCGGAUGGAUGGAUCAUGUUGGAAAUUUGAACCAGUUUAUUCAGAUGGAAUUUGGUACCAAAUGCUGCAAAAUAAAGAAAACAUUCUCAAGCAUUCAUCUGUUCGUCUAAACAUUCAAAUUUCCAUCAUCUUCUUCCUCACCUCCUUCAUACAUUUUUUUCUCAGACGCAUACAUUUGCCCCGCAUUGUCGCCGAAAUUUUGGCUGGGAUGAUUCUAGGACCAAGUUUGAUUGGGAAGUACUUUCCUGGAUUAUCAACAAUCUUUUUCCCGCCAGACUCCAUGAAAAUUCUUUCAACCCUGAUGAGAUUUGGUUACUUGUUCUUCAUGUUUUUGAUUGGAGUAAAGAUGGAUGCAGGCCUGCUGAGAAAAUCAGGAUCAAAAUCAUGGGUUAUAGGCACCAUAAACACCCUUGUACCUAUGUUAACAAUGGUGACAAUCGCCAAAGAUAUAAGCAGAACUUCUGAUAAAUAUCCAGAACCUGCAGUUGAAUGGGUCUCGGUUUUCUCAGGCACCCUCAUGAUCACCUCAUUCCCGGCGGUUGCACUUCUCCUGACACAUUUGAAGAUCAUAAACUCAGAGCUCGGACACCUUGCCUUGUCAUCGGCUUUGGUCAGUGACACAACCUCUGUGGUACUAAUCAAUCUUGAAAGUUAUCUGAAGCUAAUCUUUGGAGUGUCUCCAAGGGUAGGAUUCAAAUCCAUAUUCCUUUCCAUGUUGCUUAUUAUUGUUAUAGUGACAUUCUUGAGAUCGACAAUGUACUGGAUUAUCAGAAGAACACCGGAAGGGAAGCCGGUGAGGAGCAACUACGUAUUCUUGGUUGUGAUUCUGGUGAUGCUUGUGGGAAUUAUUGGUGAUAAUGUCGGGUUGCAGUUUCUAUAUGGACCUUUUAUAUUUGGAUUGAUAGUGCCUACAGGACCUCCUUUGGCAUCAGUCUUGGUAGAGAGAUUAGACACAAUUGUUACAGGGCUACUAUUGCCAUUGAUUUCGACUCUCUGUGGAUUCAGAUCAAAUUUGUGGGAGUUGCAGCAUUCACCUCCAAUGUUUCUCACUUUUAUGCUCAGCUGUGGUUUUACAGUCAAGUUGCUUUCAACUUUUAUUCCUGCAUCAUGUUGUCGUGUGCCUAGAAGGGAUGCUGCUCUCCUUUCUUUGAUAUGUUCUGCUCAGAGCAUUGUCCAGUUAGGAGUAUUCAUCACCAAUUUUAAUAAGCAGCCAUUGGCAUCUGGGCAAUUCACGAUAGCAGUUUUAACAGUGUUUGUCCUGGCAACAGCAAUACCAGUGAUCAUCAGCAGCGUCUAUGAUCCCUCCGAAAAGUACUUGGGCUACCAGAAAAGAACCAUUGUGCACUCCACAGAAGCAGAAGGACUCCGAAUUCUUGUCUCUGCACAUAGACAAGAUGAUGCAUUGGCUGCAGCCAAGCUACUAGAUAUAACUGCUCCGACCAAAGAAAGUCCUUUGUUUGUCAUUGGUCUCUAUCUUGAAAGUCUUGUAGGAGGAUCAACACCUCUCAUUCUUGAUCAUCAAUUAGGUCAAAAACUCUCUACUUUUGGAGGUUCCCGUUGGCAACCAGUCAUUGAUGUCUUCACUUUAUUCAAGUCCAAACAUGACAAAUCCGCACAAGUCAAAGUCUUCACUGCAAUUUCUCCUUCCAAACUCAUGCAUGAACAUAUCUCUUGGGUCGCUUUUGAUCACUCUGUCUCCCUCAUAAUCCUUCCAUUUCACAAGAAAUGGAAUGCUAAAGGAAAUGUUGUCAUGGAAAACAAUGCUGCCAGGCUUCUCAACUCUAAUGUAAUGGACAAGGCUCCUUGCUCUGUUGCAAUCUAUAUCGAUAGGAGCAAAAUCCGCAUUAAACCUUAUGUAGCCUCAUCUGUUUACCGUGUUGCAAUUCUUUCAAUGGCAGGUAAGGAUGAUUUAGAGGCACUUGCAUUUGCUCGAUGGAUCACCAGGUGUCCCACAGUUCAUCUCACAAUCAUCAAAUUUGUCGCUGUCAACAGCUACGGCCACAAUGUAUGGGAGAAUAUACUACAUCAAGAGUACACCAAGGACAUGCUGAGACAUUGCAAGCAUGACAACAUAUCUUGUGAGGAGAGAGUUGUGAGAGAUGGAGCAGAAACUUCUCUUUUUAUCAAAUCAGUGGCUUCCGAAUACAACCUUGUUUUGGUGGGGAGACGCCACGAAACUCACUCACCAGUAACCUUUGGCCUCUCUGAAUUCUGCGAGUUGCCGGAGCUCGGACUUGUUGGCGACAUGCUUGCUUCCGCAGACAUCUGCAAUACUUGUUCAGUCUUGAUACUGCAGCAACAAGUCAUCCGUAACGUUUGAAGAUGACAUGCGCGGAUUCAUGGCAGACAGGGUUAUAACUAGCUAAAGUUCAUGGGAGAGAGAAAGGCUUACAUGUACAUCAAGCUAGAUUAAUUCAUGGCAGACAGGCUUAGCUACCUAACAAUUGGAUAUUGCAUGUAGGUAGCAGUUGCAGCUGCAGAAAGAUUCCAGUUUCCAAAUUCUUUUUUAUACCGUAGGAAAAAUAGAUAUUUUUUAAGUUGCUGUCCAUAUUUGUGAAUAUAAGCAAUGUAUUAUAUGCAUCGAUACUGUUGUUAGUCCUGUACGCUGCUCUUCAGCUCUUUGUAUAAAUCAGAUUAUUAGUAAAGGUUCUCAUGAUGGAUA
Molecule: messenger RNA, 2849 nt
Organism: Carica papaya (papaya)
Lineage: Eukaryota; Viridiplantae; Streptophyta; Magnoliopsida; Brassicales; Caricaceae
Product: cation/H(+) antiporter 3-like
Biological process (GO): regulation of pH; proton transmembrane transport
Cellular component (GO): membrane; endomembrane system
Molecular function (GO): antiporter activity
Source: RefSeq, a predicted model, not a curated record